Gracilinanus agilis (Agile Gracile Mouse Opossum) is the source of this 3713-nucleotide messenger RNA. It is a transcript of the gene MTMR4, whose product is annotated as myotubularin related protein 4. The coding region runs from base 66 to 3713 and encodes 1215 amino acids. The transcript has 18 exons. The record is from RefSeq and is a predicted model, not a curated record. Lineage: Eukaryota; Metazoa; Chordata; Mammalia; Didelphimorphia; Didelphidae. Gene Ontology annotation, biological process: regulation of autophagy; dephosphorylation. Gene Ontology annotation, molecular function: metal ion binding; protein phosphatase binding; phosphatidylinositol-3,5-bisphosphate 3-phosphatase activity.
GGCUGGUGGAAGGGUAGCGGCUAAGGCUUCGGGGAGAUGCACACUGGCCCCAGCUGCCUGCGACCAUGAGCCUGACUGCCCGAGUCUCCUGUUCAAUGCUCAGCUGCUUUGGUGAGGAGGGGCCCCCCAGCCUGGAGUAUAUCCAAGCCAAGGAUCUGUUUCCCCCCAAGGAGCUAGUGAAGGAAGAAGAAAAUCUGCAGGUGCCCUUCACAGUGCUACAGGGGGAGGGGGUAGAGUUCCUAGGCCGAGCAGCUGAUGCCCUUAUUGCCAUCUCCAACUACCGGUUACACAUCAAGUUCAAAGACUCGGUCAUUAAUGUGCCCUUGAGGAUGAUUGACAGUGUGGAAAGCCGGGACAUGUUUCAGUUGCACAUUGCCUGCAAGGACUCCAAGGUGGUGAGGUGCCACUUUUCUACUUUCAAGCAGUGCCAAGAGUGGUUGUCAAGGUUGAGCCGAGCCACAGCAAGACCUGCCAAACCUGAGGACCUUUUUGCCUUUGCCUAUCAUGCCUGGUGCCUGGGUUUGACCGAGGAGGAGCAGCACACCCACCUUUGCCAGCCAGGAGAGCAUGUACGAUGCCGGCAGGAGGCAGAGCUGGUCAGGAUGGGGUUUGACCUGCACAACGUCUGGAGAGUCUCUCACAUCAACAGCAACUACAAGUUGUGUCCUAGUUAUCCCCAGAAAUUGUUGGUUCCCGUGUGGAUCACAGAUAAGGAACUGGAGAAUGUGGCUUCUUUCCGUUCGUGGAAGCGGAUCCCUGUUGUGGUGUAUAGGCACUUGCGCAAUGGGGCUGCGAUUGCCCGCUGCAGCCAGCCAGAGAUCAGCUGGUGGGGUUGGCGCAAUGCUGAUGAUGAGUACCUGGUUACGUCUAUUGCCAAAGCCUGUGCCCUAGAUCCUGGGGUGAGGGCCCCUGGGGGUGUCCCCUUCAAUGGGAACAGUGAGGGAAGUGAAACAUGUGAUGCUGACUUUGAUUCCUCUCUUACAGCAUGCUCUGGGGUAGAGAGCACUGGAGCUCCUCAGAAACUGCUCAUCUUAGAUGCUCGAUCUUACACAGCGGCAGUGGCCAACCGGGCCAAAGGUGGAGGCUGUGAAUGUGAAGAGUACUAUCCCAACUGUGAAGUGGUGUUCAUGGGAAUGGCCAAUAUCCAUUCCAUUCGGAACAGCUUCCAGUACCUCCGAGCUGUCUGCAGUCAGAUGCCAGACCCUAGCAAUUGGCUGUCGGCAUUGGAGAGCACCAAAUGGCUGCAACACUUGUCAGUGAUGUUGAAGGCAGCAGUGUUGGUGUCAAACACGGUGGAUCGGGAGGGCCGGCCAGUUCUGGUGCAUUGUUCAGAUGGCUGGGACCGUACUCCCCAGAUUGUAGCCCUGGCAAAGAUCCUCUUGGAUCCCUACUAUAGGACUUUGGAGGGCUUCCAAGUGUUGGUGGAGUCUGACUGGCUGGACUUUGGUCACAAAUUUGGUGAUCGGUGUGGUCACCAAGAGAAUGCAGAGGAUCAGAAUGAACAGUGUCCAGUGUUUCUCCAGUGGCUCGAUUCAGUUCAUCAGCUGCUUAAGCAGUUCCCUUGUCUUUUUGAAUUUAAUGAAGCCUUCUUGGUAAAACUAGUACAGCACACAUACUCCUGUCUCUAUGGUACAUUCCUGGCCAACAACCCAUGGGAGCGAGAGAUGCGCAACAUUUAUAAGAGGACCUGUUCUGUGUGGUCCCUUCUCCGAGCAGGCAACAAGAAUUUCCACAACUUUCUUUAUGUUCCGGGUUCAGAGCUGGUCCUCCAUCCUGUGUGUCACGUGCGGGCCCUACAUCUUUGGACAGCUGUGUACCUUCCAGCAUCAUCUCCAUGUACCCUUGGGGAAGAUAGCAUGGACCUUUACCUUCCUCCAGUAUCUCAGAGUCAGGAAUUCACUGGCCGAUCUCUGGACAGGUUACCUAAAACAAGGUCCGUGGAUGAUCUAUUUUCUGCCUGUGACACCAGCAGUGCACUGACUCGAACAUCUAGUGAUCCCAACCUGAAUAACCAUUGUCAGGAGGCCAGGGUAGGCCUGGAGCCCUGGCACAGUAAUUCUGAAGGAACAGAUAUACCCUUAGUGGAACAUGGGCCAGGAGGGCCUCAGCAGCCAAUGGGGGAACUGGGCCAUCUUCAUCCCCUGCCCAGCAACCAAAAAGACUGUUUCAGCAAUAAUACUUUGAAGAAUCAUAAAAAUUGCCCCCUGAGUUACAAAUUGUUAAAUAGCAUGGUACUCCAACAAGCAAAGAGCCACCCCUGUGAUACUGAAAUCAAAGACCUGGAAGAAACUAAGGACUCUGAACCGAUUACAAGCUCUCCUGCUCUGGAUAAGCCUUGUAGGACUUAUGAUGGUGUUGGGGAUCAUCCACAUAAAAACAGUCCGAAGAAAAGUUCUGCCAGUGUGCUCUCCCAAGUUGUUUCCUCUGAAUGUAAUGGAAUCUUUAAACUUCCGGAGUCCUUCUGUCAGGAUUCCCCUCCUGAUCAAGGCAUUCUUGAACAAACUCCCCUAGACCCCAUGCCAGGCGUGCCCUGCAGAGAUGCUCCAGACCAUGGUUUGGGUAUCUUUCAUAACCCACCAAGUAUUGCCUGCCAUACUCUUCCAGACCCACUUCUGGGUCCUCCUUGCCAAGACCUUUCAGACUCUGUGUCAAAUAUCACCCAGGAGCAGCAGCUGAAUACUCGGCUAGAACCUGCCCAUUGGGAGGAAGAUGUUGGUCAAAGAGGGAAUGCUAGAAAUGGGCCAUUAUGGGAGAAUCCUCGCUUUGGCAAAAGGCCAUUGGAAUUGGUCCGAAAGCCAGUUUCACAGAGCCAGACAAGCGAAUUUUCAUUUUUGGGUUCCAACUGGGACAGUUUCCAGGGAAUGGUGACUUCACUCCCAAAUGGGGAGACCCCUAGACAUCUGCUUUCCUAUGGCUGUUGCAGUAAGAGAUCAAACAAUAAGCAGAUACGGGGGUCAGGGCCCUAUGUUGGUGGCCAGUGGGCUCAGAGAGAAGGUGUGAAGUCACCUGUUUGUUCUAAGCAUUCCAGUGGACACUGUACUGGUUCAGCAGGAAAAAAUAGCCGGACAUGGCUAUCUGGUCAUCCCAAACAGGUAUCUAGUACAAAGCCUAUUCCACUGAUUUGCUCUUCUCCGGUGCCUCCUUUCUACCUGGAUGAUGAUGGCCUCCCCUUCCCCACGGAUGUGAUCCAGCAUAGAUUGCGGCAAAUUGAAGCAGGAUACAAGCAAGAGGUAGAGCUGCUACGGAGGCAGGUUCGUGAACUUCAGAUGAGACUGGAUAUCCGUCAUUGCUGUGCCCCUCCAGCAGAGCCACCCAUGGACUAUGAGGAUGACUUUACAUGUUUGAAAGAGUCAGAUGGCAGCGACACAGAGGAUUUUGGCUCUGAUCACAGUGAGGAUUGCCUUUCUGAAGCAAGCUGGGAACCUGUUGAUAAGAAAGAAACUGAGGUAACUCGUUGGGUUCCAGACCAUAUGGCAUCCCACUGCUAUAACUGUGACUGUGAAUUCUGGCUGGCCAAACGGAGACACCACUGCAGAAAUUGUGGGAAUGUGUUCUGUGCUGGAUGCUGCCACUUGAAGCUGCCCAUUCCUGACCAACAGCUCUAUGACCCAGUUCUUGUUUGUAACUCAUGUUACGAACACAUCCAAGUGUCACGUGCCAGGGAACUCAUGAGCCAACAUCUGAAGAAACCCAUUGCUACAGCUUCUAGUUGA